UACACUUGCACGUUCAGAGGUCUCUCCGUUUCUCUUUAGGGUUUCACACAAAAUCCCAAAAUCUUAAACCACUUGGGAAAAAAAAACUAGAAAAGAUUUCCUCUAUCAGAUUUGCAGAAAUGGAGAGAUAUUUCAAAAGGAAGCCUGAAUCCGAAUUAUCGACGCCACCGAAAAAGGAUUCUAAGAAAACAUGUGCUGAACUCAAUUCGGACGACCUUCCUGCUGCUGCUGAUCCGCUAUUACUAGUUCCCAAACAAAGAAAAGAGCCGGUGUUACUAGUUCCUCUUUCAGAAUACGAUCCUACUGAUGUUGCAGAUCAUCAAACAACAAGCUCGAGAAAUACUUGUUUGGAGUUUAAUCCUGCAGAUCUUCCUACUGAUCCCGCGUUAAGAAUUCCAAUUUCAGAAUAUGAUCCUGAUAUUCGAGAUCAAGUUAGAAGAGCUUACUUGAAAAAGGGUCCUUGUCAGCCUCGUAACCAUAAUUUUCCUUUUAAGAAUUUUGGGAAGAACUACUCAAACUCUAGGAGGUUUAAUCCUGCUUGGUUUAGUGAAUAUCCUAACUGGUUGGAGUAUAGCAUUACAAAGGAUGCUGCAUUUUGUUUGUUUUGUUAUCUAUUUAAACCAAACAAUGGUAAACAAGCAGGUGGCGAUGUCUUUGUUGAUGAAGGGUUUUCUAAUUGGAAAAAGAAAGAAAGGUUACAGAAGCAUGUAGGAGGUGAAAACAGUGCUCACAACCAAGCUUGGAACGAUUGUCAAGCUUUGUUAGAUGAAUACCAGACUAUUUUGGAUGAUGUGUCCCUUGAUACGCUGCGUUUGCUACUUCGUCAAGGGCUUCCUAUUCAUGGCCAGCUUGAAAAUGAAGGUAAUGAUGGAAAUUUCCUUGAAUUGUUACAGUUUCUUUAUAACAGUCACGAAGAUGCAAAACCAGUCGGAUUGGAAACUGCUCUCGAGAAUUCAAAAUCGAUAACCACUGAUGUUCAGAAGGACAUUGUAAGUGUUAUUUCAGAUGAAAUUGUCCGUACAAUUACUAAAGAUAUUGGUGACAGACUGUUUUCCAUUCUUUUGGAUGACCAUAACGUACAUUCAGAGGAUAAGAUAAGCGUUGUAUUUCGUUAUGUGGAUAAGGGUAAUGUAGUUGAGCGGUUUGUGCUUAUUGAUCAUGUUGCCAAGAUUACUGCUUCAUUUCUCAAGACGUCUGUGGAUAAGUUCUUUUCGGAGUAUGGAUUGUGCAUAUCUAGGUUGCGAGGUCAAGGGUAUGAUGGAGAGAGUAACUGUCGAGGUGAGCUUCAUGGUCUUAAAUCUCUUAUUCUGAAGGAAAAUGAGUGUGCCUAUUACAUUCAUUGCUUUGCUAAUAAACUUCAGUCAAUUCUUGUUUCUGUGGGAACGGAACAAUUUGAAGUUUACAAUUUGUUCAAAUCGGUUGCAAAAUUGGUGGAUAUUGUAGGAGCAGUAGCUAAACGUUAUGCUAAUCUUCAAGAGAGAGAUGUUGUUCUAGCUUUUGAGGAACUCAAGAAUAGUGGUUUUUUAUAUGAAACGAAGAUAAAAGCGUUCGCGUUCAUAGGAGACUCAAAUCUGGAAACUACUCUUAUAUGGUCUAGUGUUGCAUGUGAGGAUUCUCACUACAACACCUUAAGCAUCUUAAUUACCAUGUUUGCAUCUGUAGUGGAUGUUCUUGAUGUUAUCGAAAGGGAUGGAUACAGUGGUGAUGACAAGUUUAAUGCGUCAGGUGUCUUGGAUACUAUCUUUUCAUUUCCUUUUGUUUUCAGUCUACAUUUGAUGAAAACUAUACUAGGAAUCACAAGUGAUUUGUCAAAAGCAUUACAGAGGAGAGACCAAGAUCUUGUGAAUGCCAUGAAACUAGUUAAACUAUGUAAGGAACAACUUCAAAUGAUGAGGGAUAAUGGUUGGGAUUCUCUAUUCAAAGAAGUUUGUUCUUUCUGUGACAAUCAUCAAAUGGAAAUUCCAAAUAUGGACGAUAUAGUUCCCAGACAGGUGCGGUGUCGAAGAAGCGAUGAAACUCAAGAGAUCACGAACAUGCAUUAUUAUCACGUUGAGUUAUUCCAAGCUGUCUUAAAUAUGAUACUUCAAGAGCUAAAUAAUCGAUUCUCCGAGACGGACACUGAGUUGCUUCUUUGCAUCGCAUGUUUGAGCCCAAGUGAUUCGUUCUCUGCAUUCAACAAACAACAGUUGAUUCGCCUUGCUCAGUUUUAUCCUGUAGACUUCUCUGCUGCUGAAAUCAUGACACUUGCAGAUCAACUUGAAAGCUAUAUAUCUGAUGUGCGCUCCGAUGUCCGGUUUUCAGAACUGAAUGGGAUUGCUGAUCUUGCACAGAAAAUGGUUGAAACAGAAAAGGACAAUGUUUACAAUCUAGUGUACUUGCUUCUGACACUGGCACUAAUCCUCCCAGUUGCAACUGCCAAGGAACAGAGGGUCUUUUCUUCUAUUAACCGUGAGAAGGUAAGGGUAGAAACUGAUCUAGAAGAUGAAUGGAUGAGUGAUCGCUUGAUCCCAUACAUUGAGAGUGAUAUUCUUAAUAGCCUUGACAAUGAGACUAUUGUGCGCCGAGUUGAAAAUCUGAAACUUAGUAAAAGGGAUAUUGUAGCUUUAAAUUGAUAUGAAUUGAUAUCAAGAGUUUUUUGUUAUUUUCAUUGCUCAUCUUGUGUCCUUACUGUUAGCUGCCUUAGGUGACUACCUGUAAUCCUUGAUCUAUUUUCUGUUGAAAUUAUGGGGUUUUUUGUA
Molecule: messenger RNA, 2738 nt
Organism: Papaver somniferum (opium poppy)
Lineage: Eukaryota; Viridiplantae; Streptophyta; Magnoliopsida; Ranunculales; Papaveraceae
Product: zinc finger MYM-type protein 1-like
Exons: 2
Coding region: 120-2612 (830 amino acids)
Source: RefSeq, a predicted model, not a curated record